Molecule: messenger RNA, 488 nt
Organism: Parasteatoda tepidariorum (common house spider)
Lineage: Eukaryota; Metazoa; Arthropoda; Arachnida; Araneae; Theridiidae
Source: RefSeq, a predicted model, not a curated record
AUGGUGCUCCUAAGAAAAAUGGGUGCUUAAAAUUGAUGAAAGAAGAGAAUCCAGAAAUGAUUCUCGUGCAUUGUGUUAUUCAUAGGGAAAACGUGGUAGCUAGAAACAUCUUGCCUGUUCUAAAUAAAGUACUACAUUCAGUAAUAAAGUGCAUCAAUGAUAUUAAAGCUAAUGCCAAAUGUGAGCUUCUCUUCAAGCUAUUUUGUGAAGAACAAAAUGCAGACCAUGAGAGAAUUUUACUUCACACUAAAACAUGGAUGAUGCAGCCAAAGUUAGUGGAUUUGUCUGAUAUAUCAAAUAUGCAAUAUCAAGAAGAACUCGCAGAAAUGCAAAAUGAUGAUACAGUUAAAACUUCAUUUAAUAUAAAGGGAGUGAUGGCAUGGCUUUGUGAGGAAACAGAAAUCAGAUACCCAAAUUCAACCAAAUGUGCAAGAAAACUAUUGCUACCGUUUCCAUCUUCAUAUUUAGCUAAAUUUGGAUUUAGUGCU